This is a messenger RNA of [Torrubiella] hemipterigena, 726 nucleotides long. The record is from the annotation of a GenBank genome assembly. Lineage: Eukaryota; Fungi; Ascomycota; Sordariomycetes; Hypocreales; Clavicipitaceae.
AUGUAUUUUCAUUUGUUUCAUCUACAAACUACAAGUAAAUCAUCGACAUUGAAAAUGAAGUCUACUCUCGCUCUUCUUGCUGGCCUUCCUGCUGCUGCCCUCGCUCUCGGCAUCGACAUGGACGACAUCCCGUCGGCUUGCAAGCCGAUCUGCAAGCCCAUCGGGACACUCUCUGAUAGAUGCGAUGUAGAUCUCAAGAGCGAUAUUGAUAGAGACGAGGACCGGUUGACCAACCAGUGCAUCUGCACCAACAAGAGCUUCGACGUGGCCAAGAUUGCUGCGCUGUGUGCCGCCUGCGUGCACCAGAGCCAGAAUAUGGAUAGCGACCAUAAGGACAAAGGUGAUGCAAAGGAUAUCGAUAAUCUGCUCAAGGGGUGCGGAUUCGCAAGCACGUCGUAUAAUCCGACAGAUUCGGCAGCCGCAGCGAGUGUCACGGUGGCUGCGACCGCCCCGACAGAUAUAAGCCAAUUGACGACGACAAUUGACGGUAACGGGGCACAAACUACGCCUGGUGGUGUGAAUCUACCAACGAAGACACAGUCGUUGAUUACACUGACGGGGGAGAAUACCAGCAUGGCAGCGACUAAGACGGGAGGAAGCAGUGGCAGUAGCAGCGGCACAGCAUCAGCAAGUAGUAGUUCGUCAGCAGGUGUCGCUACCAUGGGUGCUAAUGCGGCAUAUGUCGGUGCUGCUGCUGCUGCUGCGCUGGCUGCUGUGGCUUACUAG